AUGGGGCAGUUAAAGGAUGUGCGGAAGUGGACUUGUGAACAUGUAGGAUUGUGGCUACAACGAAAAGGUUUCACGGAUUAUGCAGACUUGUUUCGUUAUGAACAUAAGAUAGACGGUAAAGCUCUACUCGCUAUCAACCAAGAUGACCUUAGAAAUCCUCCUCUGCAAUUGAAAAUUCUGGGAGAUAUCAAACGGCUUUGGCUUGAAAUAGAUGCUCUUCAACAGCCAUACAACCGUCCCAUUUCCAGAUUGCCUAAUGGGUUUGUUAAACGCAAGAAUGUGGAUGAGAUUGAUAGCUUUCAAAGGAGUGCAAGAUAUUCGGGAUCAUGGCAAAUAGGCGAGGAUUCUGAUUUAGAGGACAGUGUAGACUCGGUUCAUCCUUUGUCGGACCUGUCCGAAACAGGUCGGACUUUGAUCAGCCUCCUCUACGCAUUUACGGUUUUUUUCGUCACUUCCUUUGUGAUGGUUUUUGUUCAUGAUCGUGUUCCAGACAUGAAGAAAUACCCUCCAUUGCCUGAUAUAGUUUUGGACAAUGUGCCCCUGAUACCUUGGGCCUUUAAGAUGUGUGAAGUCACAGCCCUUAUUUUGGGAGUCGUUUUAGGUAUUACAUUGUUCCUCCAUAAACACAGGAUCAUUGUAGUUCGUCGUAUGGCUGCUUUGUGUGGUACAGUCUUCCUUCUUCGUUGUGUGACGAUGUUCGUUACUUCUCUCAGUGUUCCUGGAAUCCAUCUAGAAUGCUCUGGAAAGGUGAGCAGCUGUUAUCCAGUUAAUGAUAAAUAAUUAUAAUUUACGUAAAAAAUUUUUAAACAUGUUAUCAGAGGCUUUUAUGUUAUACUGUAAUCUUGCAUUAUUACAUGUACAAAUAUAAUAUACAACAAAUUAGGAGGUUUUACGUGAUUGAUCCGUGUAUUGUGUUUUAUGACAGAUUUUUAUUUGUUGAAGAAAUUAAAAGGUAUAAAUUAAAAGCCAAAGUUUAACCUUGGAAGAAAAAUGGGGGGGGGGGGUGUUUUGCAGUUAAAGAAGAAAAGAAAGGUUAUAUCUUAAGUGCUGAAUACAAGGCAAUUUUUGAAAAUCAUUCUUUCGAGUUGGUCAGCAGCUCACAAGUGAAAUACAUGUACAUGUAAAAUGACCUUAUCAUUCAAGUCCCUCCGCAACUAGCCGGUCCUGACUGAAGAGCCCUUACCAUGAAAAGCCCUUCUUCGCAGCCCUUAUUUCUUAUAAUAUUACGAUGUCGAGGUGGCCUUUGUUUAUAAGCGUAGUGGUUUCUUGAGGUCUCCUUGCCUAACAACCUGCUGUAUCCUGUACAAUUUGCUGUAAAAAAAGGCUAAUAAAAAUGAUGAUGAUGAUAAGAGCCACUGAGCCACCAAUUUGGAAAGUAUAUACAUGUUCCUUUCAGACCUCAUACAAUCCCUUUCUCCAUAAUACGGACACCUCUCAAUUACACAGUUCUCUUGGUUCCAUAGACACUAGACUUUUUACAAUCUUCAUAAUAUGGACACACUGUGAUGCAGACACUUUGCUCUGUCUCUUUGUGGUCCACAUUAACGAGGUUUGACUGUAACAGUUACAGUGAAACGUGUAUCAAGCAGGCAAAUGGCUCACUUUGUUGUAACUGUCAUAUCAAGCGAACACCAGUGAGGUUUUCAUGAGUGUCCCCUUUAUACUCUAAGUCCCAAAAGUGACCGACAUCAAUUUCUCCUGACAGUUUCAGUUCUUUAUCAAGAGAAUAGGUUUUAAGAAUUAUUGAUAAAAUGACUGCCAAAAGGGAAAUAUUUUGAUCUUUUGUCAAAUUCUCUUAACUAAUUCUUUAAGGAAAUGUAUGGACAUCAAUCAGUCAGGGUUAAAUACGGGUUUCACUGUUUGUACAUGUAAUAUAGUGAGAAAACUCCUGAUAACCGUGUAUUGUUUUAUUUUAUGAAUUUAAUUUAGUUAAUAUUUGGUUGAAAUGUUAAAAUUUGCAUUUGGUGAUAUUUGUAUGUAUGUAUGCAUUGAAAUCAAUGUAUGUUUGGAACACAUUAAUCAUUAACAUAAAGGUUUAGAGGUUGCAGGUGGGAUCUUCCUGUUUUGUUCAGGCAAAGUAAUAUAUUGGAGAUUAUUUGAAUGUUAUCUUUUUCAGUGCAUUAUAAAUGUAAAUGUAGAUACAAGGAAAGUAAAUAUGUGAUUCUAAGAAAAUUGUUUAAACUUAAUACAUGCUCUCCUUUAUUUACAUGUCUUAAGUGACUUUUUGUAUUUAAUAUCAGUAGUUCUUUCCUUCACCUUAACAUAAUGAGUUCUCUAUUUUUUGAGGAAUUCUUCCUCUUUGAUUUAAUUUUGCAGCAAUGUCACGUACAUGUUAUGAUUUGCAAUUUCCUUUGUCUCUUAGCCCUAGUGAAUAAUUAGGGCUAGGAUACAAAGGAAAUUGAGAAUCAACCUAGGUUGAAAGUUUUUAACCUAAAUUUAAUUUUGACGAAUAACAUACAGAGUCAAACCUGUAUAUAACGGUCCUGUAUAUGGUGUUUAGUCACCCUGUAUAAUACUGUCACCGAACAACUUCCCAAAAUUUUCAGUUGCCUUAUAUUUUUGCAAAGUUGACCUGUAUAUAGCAGUCCCCCUGUAUGUAACAGUCACCUUGCCAUUUCCCAAGGGUGGCCGUUGUACACACAUUUGAUUGUAUGAUGUAUAAAAUGUUUCAUAGUUAAUAGAUCAUCAUUUUUGGGUAAACAUUCUGGUAAUACAGUUGAACCUCGAUUAUCUGGAGUCAUUGGGACUUGAUUAAAUUGUCAGGAUAAGCAAGAGUCCUUAUAAUGGAAAAAUUUUAAUGUGAAUAUUAAUGAGACAAUAACGUUAACAUAGGGAAUAAAAGAAAACAAAAUAUAAUUAAUAUUAUGAAUUUGCUCCUACUUGCUUUUAUGUACAGUCUGUAUGUAAGUUACCGUUUCAAGUGUUCAUGUUCGAAACAGAUCAAAACAGUGAUUGAAACACAUUAAUUUUGGAAGGAUAAAUGAACUUUAAUGUGAAUCGUUUCAAUUUUUGAAGAUCACAUCUUAUUAAUGUUCAUGAAAAAAAACGGGACCAGGGAAACAAGUCCAGAUAAUCGAGGUCAGGAUAAUCAAGGUUCGACUGUACAAUGAAAGCUCUCUUACAAAAUGUAACAGACACUCUCGUAGGACAGCUUUACUUUUAAUACUGCCGCCUUCACAAAACCCCAUUUCAACUCCCAUACGAACUCUGUAUUUGUGAAUCCCCAUAAGCGGCUGCAGAUAUUCUUAUAAGGGUUUACAAGUUCUAUCUUUUCUUUAAUGUCUUUAAACACCCGAAAUGAAAUCUCAUUCCACUAUUGGACGAAAACCUGUGAAAAUGCUGUGAAAAAUAUGUGAAAUACCCUGUGACAAGAAAACAUCCUGUGAAAAGACCUGUGAAUUCUGCACAGCCUAAACUCAAAAUUUAGGACGCUCUGAAAAAACCUGUGACUAAAAUAAGCCUGUGAAAAACCCUGUGAAAAAAGCUCCAUCAAAGUUUGAGAAAAUUGCUUAAGAAACACCUCCGAAAAAUGAUAUGAAAAUACCUGUGAACAAAAACUGGUUGAAAUCAAUCCUUUGAAUGUUGUAUUUUAAUAAAUCACCUUGAAAUCACUGUUCAUCACAAUUACGUGUAAUUUAUAUCAGGUUCUAUGUUAGUUCGGUUUGUUUGUUUUUCAAAUACACAUCCAGUUACACGUGCACUUGAAAAGACCACUUGAAUUUAUACCUGUGACUAUAAACUGGUCUAUAAAUUACGAUGUUGUGAGAACAACAGGAUAGCCAAACACUAACAAACAGUUUUUUACAUUCCUAAUGUUUAUUUAUAGCUUGGUAAACUCCCAUAAGCAACCAUUUAGCCCUUACCUUUAGUGGCCUGAUACUUAUAAGAGAACUAUUCUCUUAAGCGACAACAAUCUCGAGUUAUGAACACCUUUUUUGCGUCCCAGGGAUGUCCGCUUACUGCGCUUUUCAGCAACAUGUAAAGUCAGCUUGAUCAAGAGUCAAAAAAUGUAACAUUUACAUGUUUCGCUUCUGUUAAUCACCGUAACAGACCUCUCAGGCAGUGUUGGUUUUCUUCAGGGGGUUUUAAAGACCCUAACAUCUGUAGGUGGCGAGUUGUACACUUUGACCUUAGCUACAAUGAGGGACAAAAGUGUUGACACACUUCCGUAAAAUGGCCCCUUUUUGCAUAGUGGAUAUACUUAUCCCCUUCCCCUGUCUACCCCAACCCCUUCCCCCAAAAAUCAAUGUUGAAUUUUGGACCCUCAAGUCUUUUUUUUACUUCAGACAACAUUGAUUCGGGGGGUCGGGGGAUUUACGGCCUUUAAAAGGAAUGAAAUAAUAAAUGAAUUAAAUGUUGGUUAAAAGCACCCCUUUUAAACAAGUGUGUCAACUACUUUUGUCCCUGAUUGUCUGAAAUAUGUAUCUGUGUUUUCCGGCUAGAUUUUUGACGCUGCUGAAUUUUUGUGCUAUGACGUUACUCUAUGGGCCAAAUUGGUUGUUUUUAAACAUCAGUUUAUAAAGUUUCAUCCUGAUUUGUAGUAUACGUAGAGUAAAAUGUACGAAACGUAUGUCAUUACUUAAUCUUGUACUCCUGCGCGCGUUCCUGAUACCCUGUCGGGUCGAGACGAAAUGAUUUGUGUUGUGAUCAAUGCCGUUGCUGCGGAUGUAAUGUUUUCACAAGUGUUAUCAAUAGUGGAAAAAGGAUGGAAACAUUAAGGUACAAUGAAAAUUGUUCUGGUAAAUGGUUAACUUAAGCGCUUGAAGUACUGCAGAGUAACAGAGAGGACAUGCAUUAUUUUUGACAUUGACCUUUUCCAUUAGUGAAAGGACGCGAACAAUAUACAGGUUAUGAACCUCAUAAAUGAUGGGCAGCCGUUUGUGCUAUGCCCUAUAUAUAGAUGUGUUUUUUUAUUUUUUUGAGACCUUUUCUAACCUAACUGAUCCAAACCUUUAGCGUAGGUAGGCGUCGAACAGGUUAGACCAGGUUAGGAAUGUACCUUUGUAAUGAUUUUACAUGACCGCCUGCUGAUUGUUUAUUGAUGUUGGACGGACAACUAUUUCAUUUCCCAGCUCGCAAAUCACAGAAUGCCAAAGAAAUUGUUUUCAAGAUAGACACACCAGUUUGUAUCAUCGCCAAAACAGCAAUUACUUUGGCCCAGAAGUUCACUUGAUGACAAGCAAAGCGGGAUGAUACGUGAUCGAUGACGGCCGUGCGCUGGAAAAUUUUCCUUUUUUAUGUGCUAAUUCCUCACAAAAGGCAAAAGAAGUUUCCGCUAUGUAGAAAGUGCUUCGCAAUACGUAUUCUUGGCGAGAAAAAUUCCAGCGAUGUGGUGCAAAUAAGGAGUUUCAACGGUUAACCACGAGAAUACAUAUCGACAUUAAGAGGUAAUAACAGACUAAGUUACUUUCCGUUUGCCGAAACGUGGUUAACCGUUGUAACACGAAGGAAGCAGUGUUUUCCUUAGUUUAAGCUGUCGUUUUCUUUGAGAUUCAAAUACCAGUUCACGUUUCAAAGCUCUCUUUUCAUUUUCUCUGCCGACAAUAGACAAAAACACAGGGUUUCGCUUGAGAAAUGCAGUCGAAAUACACAGACAAAUGCGCUUAUGUCACGCUAUUGGCAUUGCGUUAUCAUGUCACACAGGGUGUCACGAGGUGGGAUUGAAAGUAAUUGUUUUCGUGUACACUUGCAAUGUUUGCUACGCUGUCCUUAGUUUUUUAUUGAAUUGGCCAUGAAUUUACCUUCACUUUUCCGUAGUUUCGAUAUUCAACGCAGUGACGGCCGCUCCUCACUAACGCUUCAUAUUUCCGUGGCCGGCCAGUGACUAUCUUCACUACGUGUCAAUCCUUACCCUAUCCGUGAUUGUUUGGGCCUUAACAAUCGGAUAAAGUGAAGAACGAGAAAUAUUCACUUUAUCAAAAAUAUUUUCAGUACGCAACCCCUUGAAAUUCAUCAAAAGUUGUACAUAGGCGCGAGUUUCAGCGUCAGUUUUUAGCUUGUAAACCAUAUCGACGUUAAUUCUGGAUAUCGCAGCCCUUUUAUUACGUCAUCGCGUAAUUCGAAUUGGCCCUAUAAUUCGGUCGUGAAUAAGUCUAUGUCACCCCCACCACCAAUAACAUAAUUAUGUCAUUGAUUCCUUUAAUCUCAGUUAAAAUCAGUGUCAUACACGGCUCAACUCGUGUGUAGUAGCACAAUUUUGCAUUCAGACAAUGAGGGACAAAAGUGUUGACACACUUCCGUAAAAUGGCCCCUUUUUGCAUAGUGGAUAUACUUAUCCCCUUCCCCUGUCUACCCCAACCCCUUCCCCCAAAAAUCAAUGUUGAAUUUUGGACCCUCAAGUCUUUUUUUUACUUCAGACAACAUUGAUUCGGGGGGUCGGGGGAUUUACGGCCUUUAAAAGGAAUGAAAUAAUAAAUGAAUUAAAUGUUGGUUAAAAGCACCCCUUUUAAACAAGUGUGUCAACUACUUUUGUCCCUGAUUGUACUUUGUUUGUUUUGUUUCAUGGCAAUUAUGAUUGUUGGAAUUAAAAUACGUAAUCAUUGGAUAAACUUUUUACCUUUGAGUUUGCAUGUUAUGGUUUUGAUGUUGCUUUAAAAUUAAUCACAAUUAAUAUGACCACAAUUCGAUCUUUAUUUUUAAAAAUAGAAUUUCUGAGAGGUCAAACAUCAGUUGUAUUGGCAUGACAAGAUAACAAUCUUUUUAUUGCUUAUUUUUGUUCUUCUAGUUGUAUGGAGACACUUGGGCAAAGAUAGCAAGGGCAUUUGAGAUCUUGUUUGGGUUUGGACUGUCAGUGAAUGGUGUGCGGACUUGUGGGGACUACAUGUUUAGUGGCCACACAGUUUCCAUUACUCUCUUAAACUUCUUUAUCACAGAAUGUAAGUGAUGCUUUUUAUUGUAUUAAUCCAUGCAUGCAUGGUCAUUAAAGGUACAUUUUCGCCCAGAUAGCUUGAAACUAUAAUUAUUCUUAUUGCCUGGGGCUGUGCCAGCAAUACUAGUCUAGAUUGUCUUUGUAUUAAUAUAAGCAGGACAAAUGUCUCCGAAGCAUCUUCUUUUCACAUCCUAGAGAGAGUACUGGUCCUUAUUAAAAGCUCUUAGCAGUUCUUGAAUUGUAGACAAUAAAUUUAUUAUAUAAGCUAGAAACAUGCUGCCUUAUACAUGUACAUACAGCUGUAGUAUAAGGAAUGAAACUGAUAGCAUUCCAGGAUAUCUUGCUUGAUGUCCUGACUACAGCAUCCAGUAUGCACAAAAAUACAAGAUUUGCUAGUAAACUGAAUUUUUUUUAGACCAAGAUUAUCCUCCAAUUUAGGUUUAAAACGUGUUUUAAUUUUCCUGGCUCAAAAAUCUGGGAAACUGUGCCACUUCUCUUAAUUGUCUACCAAAUUUAGGAAAGAAUGGAAUAUACCAUUUUUUAAUCAGUCAGACUUGAUCUUUAUUAUCCUUAUUUUUUGUGUUUUCCCAUCACCGAUCAAUGUAAUUUUGUUGAGACAAAUUGAAUUAUUUUGUUACAUAUGUAUCUGUUACAGGUUAAAGUUUUUUAACCUAGGUUGAAUUCUCUAUUUGCUUUUUCUCCUAUCCCUAUUAUUUGUGGAUUAGGGCUAGGGGUCAUUGGGAAUUGAGAAUCAACCUAGGAGUACAUGUACAUGUAGGUUAAUAAAAGAUUUGAACCUGAAUAUACUUUUGACCUGUAACAAAUAUGUUUCUGUACUUUCUCUUAUUUUGGAAUAUACGGCAGUAGUAAGUUGUUUUUACAUACAUUUUGGUUUUCAGACACGCCCUCCCGUAUGUACUACCUGCACACAUGUUGCUGGGUUCUAAACAUGUUUGGAAUAUUCUUUAUUUUGGCUGCUCAUGAACACUAUUCAAUUGAUGUGGUGAUCGCUUUCUACAUUUCCUCUCGUUUGUUUUUAUAUUAUCACACUCUGGCUAACACACGUGCAUUAAAGUGCAUCGACAGUAAAAGAACAAGGGUCUGGUUUCCUCUGUUUUGGUUCUUUGAGGAAAAGGUAUCUGGCAAAGUUCCAAAUGAGUAUGAAUGGCCUCUGAAAUGGCCGAGCUUUUUUUGUUCAAAAUCAAAGUGCCAAUGA
Molecule: messenger RNA, 8084 nt
Organism: Porites evermanni
Lineage: Eukaryota; Metazoa; Cnidaria; Anthozoa; Scleractinia; Poritidae
Source: the annotation of a GenBank genome assembly